GGAAGAGCACUUGGGGCCUGGACCGCCUUCCAAGCCUCUGCUAAAUCAAGUCGCCGCUGCAAAGUACCGUUCACUGGACAGGAAUUUUAAGCGGCGAUACAAUUCGAAGAUGUCUGUCUUCGAAAGCUCCCCUCAGGAAAUGCCGUGCCCCCUCGCUGGCUUUCGGGACAGCUCGUAAGGCCCCUAGGCGCCCUUCCUAACAGACUCCAGGGGACACCAGCCUCUCUCGGGAAGCUCUGCAGCCAACGGCCACACCCAGAGGCGCGCGACACCAUAACAAUAACAACCGCCUCCCGCGGCACGCGAGCGGCGACUGGGCGACUGACGAGGCGCCCUCGCCGAACGCGGGUUUAGAAAGGAGCGGGCCGGGCCCUCAGGCUGGCGGCGCUCGUGCCCCGCUGGCCCGCGACCGCAGUGGGGUCCCGGGCAGCACUGGGAGGGCACGGGUCUCCGCAGGACCCGGCACGCCCGCGACGACCGCACGGGGAGCGCAGGCAGAUCCGCGGGCAGCCCCGCGCGCUGAGGACCCCGCGGCGGCGCGGGUUGGCGGGAAGGGGGAAAUUUCAAAGCCUGGUGGUUCGGCUGGCGGUGCGUGGGAGAGAUGAAGCUGCACUGCGAGGUGGAGGUGGUCAGCCGGCACUUGCCAACUUUGGGGCUGAGGAACCGGGGCAAGGGUGCCCGCGCCGUGGUGAGCUUGUGUCAGCCGCGGCCCCCAGCGAGGGGCGAGCAGGCCGGCCCGCACUCCGCCUGCCUCCUCGUCUCUACCAUGAAGGACAAGCGCGGGACCCGCUACGAGCAGCUAAAGGAGAACAUUGAGCAAUUCUUCACUAAAUUUGUGGAUGAAGGGAAGGCCACUGUCCGGUUAAAGGAACCUCCUGUGGAUAUCUGUCUAAGUAAGGCUAAUUCUGGCAGUUUGAAAGGUUUCCUUUCAGCCAUGAGACUGGCUCACAGAGGCUGUGACAUCAACACAUCACUUUCAACACUCACACCAGUGAAGACUUCAGAAUUUGAAAAAUUUAAAACUAAAAUGGUUAUCACAUGCAAAAAAGAAUAUCCCCUAGGCAAGAACUUUCCAUAUUCCCUGGAACAUCUUCAGACUUCUUAUUGUGGGCUCAUCCGAGUUGACAUGCGAAUGCUUUGUUUAAAAAACCUUGUGAAGUUAGACUUGAGUCAUAACCACAUAAAAAAGCUUCCUGCUACAAUUGGAGAUCUCAUUCAGCUUCAAGAACUUGACCUGAGUGACAAUCACUUGGAGUCCUUCAGUGUGGCCUUUUGUCAAUCUACACUCCAAAAGUCACUUCGAAGGCUGGAUCUCAGCAAGAACAAAAUCAAAGCACUCCCUGUGCAGUUUUGCCAGCUCCAAGAACUUACCGAUUUAAAGAUAGAUGAUAAUGACUUGAUCCAACUUCCUUUCAAGAUAGGACAGCUAAAAAACCUUCGUUUCUUGUCAGCAGCUCGAAAUAAGCUUCCAGUUUUGCCUAGUGAAUUUAAAAAUUUAUCUCUUGAGUACUUAGAUCUUUUUGGAAAUACUUUUGAACAACCAAAAGCCCUUCCGGUUAUAAAGCUACAAGUGCCUUUAAGUUUAUUGGAAUUAUCUGCACGAACUAUACUAUUUAAUAGGAUUCCAUAUGCCUUUCAUAUCAUUCCUUUCCAUCUUUGCCAAGAUUUGGAUACUGCAAAAACCUGUGUUUGUGGAAGAUUUUGUCUAAAGAGUUUCAUUCAAGGAACUGCUACCAUGAAUCUGCACUCUGUUGCCCACACUGUGGUCUUAGUAGACAAUAUGGGUGGUACUGAAGCACCUAUUACCUCUUACUUCUGUUCCUUAGUCUGUUACAUAAAUUCCUCAGAUAUGUUCAAAUAAUGUCAUGCCAUAGAGAAAUUUCAUUCGGUUCCAGCUCAGUCAGGGAUUCAUUAUGAGUUAACAGUGUCAGUUUGCAGACAGGGAACCUUCCUACUAGUAUGCUUGCUUGUGGACAGGAAUGGGUUUGGGCUAAGUCAUUUGACUUGAAGACUUUGAUUUCAUUAAAGCCAAAUAUUAUUGUGGGGUUAACUUAUAUUGCAAUGUGGGUUGUAUGAUUAUCUUUUUUUUUUUUUAAUAACUUUUUUAUUUUUUGUUUUUUCCACCAGGGAUCGAACUCAGGGCCUUGCACUUGCAAGACAGGCGCAGCACCACUGAGCUGAGUCUGCGACAUAGGGUUAUCUUUUAUU
Molecule: messenger RNA, 2208 nt
Organism: Heterocephalus glaber (naked mole-rat)
Lineage: Eukaryota; Metazoa; Chordata; Mammalia; Rodentia; Bathyergidae
Gene: Lrr1
Product: leucine rich repeat protein 1
Cellular component (GO): cytoplasm
Molecular function (GO): protein binding
Source: RefSeq, a predicted model, not a curated record